Molecule: messenger RNA, 1191 nt
Organism: Echinococcus granulosus
Lineage: Eukaryota; Metazoa; Platyhelminthes; Cestoda; Cyclophyllidea; Taeniidae
Product: DnaJ subfamily A member
Exons: 4
Coding region: 1-1191 (396 amino acids)
Biological process (GO): protein refolding; response to heat
Cellular component (GO): cytosol; cytoplasm
Molecular function (GO): Hsp70 protein binding; ATP binding
Source: RefSeq, a predicted model, not a curated record
AUGGUUAAGGAAACUCGUUACUACGACAUUCUUGGUGUCUCUCCGACCGCAACUUUAAGUGAAAUUAGAAAGAGCUAUAAGAAACUGGCUCUGAAAUAUCAUCCAGACAAAAAUAGCAAUGACAAUGGCGAGAAGUUUAAAGAAAUUUCGCAAGCCUUUGAGGUUUUGUCGGAUCCUAAAAAACGAGAUAUAUACGACCAAGGCGGGGAGCAGGCCCUGAAAGAGGGUGGAGGCGGGGACUUUAGUUUCCACAAUCCGUUUGACAUCUUUGACAUGUUUUUUGGUGGUGGUCCUCGCUCCCGCGGGCCGCCCCGAGGUCGCGACACCGUUCACCCACUGGCCGUUACGUUGGAGGAAUUAUACAAUGGAUCAACUAGGAAGCUGUACGUAACGAGGAGUGUCAUGUGCCCUAAGUGCGGAGGUAUCGGUGGGAAGCCUGGCUGUGCUAAGCCGUGUGACACUUGCAAUGGCACAGGUGUUAAAGUGAAACUUCGCCAGAUUGCACCCGGUGUUGUCCAGCAAUCACAAACGAUUUGUAACGAGUGUAAUGGUGCUAAAGAAGUGAUUGCCUCAAAGGACCGUUGUCCAAACUGUAGUGGGAACAAAGUUGUAAGAGAGAAGAAACUUCUCUGUGUAGAAAUUGACAAGGGCAUGAUGGAUAAUCAAAGCAUUCGUUUUGCUGGCGAGGGAGAUCGUGUGCCCGGAAUUGAGCCUGGUGAUAUCAUAUUCAGCCUCGACGAGCAGCCUCAUGAUAGGUUUCAGAGAAGAAAAAUGGAUCUUAUCUAUACCAUGGUGAUUACGGUUGCUGAGGCUCUCGUUGGUUUCCGCCAUGUCAUAAAAACGCUUGAUGAUCGGCAAUUGGUUGUUGAAACAAAGCCUGGAGAGGUUAUUAAGCCUAAUGAACUGCGUUGUAUUCCCAAUGAAGGAAUGCCACGAUAUAAAAAUCCAUUUGAGCGUGGACGGCUGAUAGUCAAGUUCUUUGUUGACUUCCCUGAAUCUCUAAGCCUGCAUACAGUAGAGGCGUUGAAGGGAAUUCUUCCAGUUCCAAGUCAUGAGGAGAUCAGUCCAGAUGCCGAAUACUGUGAGCUUCAGUCUGUUGAGGAGUGCACAAAUCCCUCGAAUGAUCAUCAAGAAGCAUAUAUGGAAGAGGAUACUGAUGGUCCUCAGAGAGUGCAUUGUGGCACCGUAUAA